UUAUCUUGGAAUUACUUGUCAUUGGCUUACAGAUUCAUUUGAGUUGCACAAAAUUGUACUUGAAAUUGGAGAGUUGGAUGAUCAUUGCGCAGAUGAUAUUGUUGAAUCAGUUAGUUUUGUUCUUGAUAAAUUUAAUAUUAAUCAUCAAAAGGUUUUUUCUAUUACUACAGAUAAUGGCGCAAAUGCGGUACAAAAAAUGGAUGUUACUAAUGUGAAGUGCGCUGGACAUAUAUUACAAUUAAGUGUAAAUUUAGGGUUAAAGGAGAUUGAUAAACUUAUUUCAAAAUGUAAAUCACUUAUCUCUAUUUUGUCAAAAGAAAAAAAACGAAAGCAACUUCGUGAGGCUCAGUUACAAAUUACUCCAGGCCUCAAAAAACCACUAGAUGUUAUUAAAGAUGUAGAUACUAGAUGGAACUCUACCUUUUAUUCUAUUGAACGUCUUGUAUAUUUAAAACCUGCUAUUAUACAAUUAUAUUCAACUCUUAAUAAUCAUACUGUUAGGGAAAUUAGAAGAGGAGCGGAAAUGAUGAGUUCUUUUCUUCCUUCAGAUGAUGAAUUUGAAUUAUUAAAUGAACUUAUUAUAAUCCUUUCUCCUUUCGAUGAGGCAACGCAAUUUUUAAGUGGAUCCAAAUACCCAACACUUGGCUUUAUGACACCAAUGUUGGAAGAACUCACUCGCCGGCUCAGGCAAUUUACUGGACAAAUUUAUAAAGCAAUUCUUGUGAAAGAUACGAUCUUAAAUAACUUAGUUGAACGUUGGGGAGAUCCAAGUGAGAUAGGAUUGUGCUGCUCUUUUCUUGACCCACGAUUUAAAAACUUAAAUUUCUGUACUAGUGAUUUACGCCGCACAACAAUCCAAAUUAUGCGUCAUCAAUUUAAUGAACUAAUACAAACUACUAAUGAUAACACCACACAAACCACUAAUGAUAAUAUAACCUUAACAUCACCUCAACGUAAAAAACCUAAAAUGGCAGUAUUUUUUUCUUAUUCACGAACAGAAAGCACUAAUGCUGUACCUGAUGAAUUUGACCGGUAUUGUGAAAUACCUGAAAUUCCCCUUGAAGAAGAAUUCUGUCCUUUGAUUUGGUGGCGCCAAAACAAAACUCUUUUUCCUACCUUGGCAACCUUGGCAAGACGAUAUUUUGCG
This is a messenger RNA of Ambispora leptoticha, 1147 nucleotides long. The record is from the annotation of a GenBank genome assembly. NCBI's taxonomy places the organism in Eukaryota, Fungi, Glomeromycota, Glomeromycetes, Archaeosporales, Ambisporaceae.